GUGCCCAGCCCCCCACCCUCCCCGAACCCUGGCUCUGGACUUCUUCCGCCGCCGGGCAAGAUGCGGAAUCUAGGGUCGUCCUCCACGCAAACUUUGCUGAUCUGCUACCGGCGGGCAAAGGAACCUCCAACUCUCGCCGGCCACUCUCCUGGAAUCUCUCGAAUCCAGAGCUCCGAUGCAGAUCCCCAUUUGGGGAGCAAAGCAAGCCCGCAGUUCAAUUUCCAUCCACUAUAAGUGGAGCGACUGGACGAAAUUCCGGGUUGAGCCUGCGGAGGACGAUAUCUCGAACUCCUCAGACCAGAUCCCCAUUUGGGGGGCGAAGCGAGCACGCAAUUCAACUUCCAUCCAAACCGAUUGGAGGGACUGGGCGAAUCUCGGGGAUGGGCCUGCUGGGCUAAUCGCCGAGCGCCUUCUCGCCAACGAUGUCGCGGACUACAUCUGCUUCCGUGCAGUUUGCCGUCCGUGGCGGCUCUGUUGCACCGAUCCGCGCACUCAUUGCAUCCUGGAGCGCCGCUUCCACCCACUUCACUGGAUUAUGCUCAGGGAAACGGGGGGCUCUCCACGCUGCCGCUUCAUGAAUAUGUCCACCGGAUGCUCAAGGUAUGUACAUCUGCCGGAGCUCUGUGGCCAUGACGUUUUCGGCCCUACCACGGAGGGCCUGCUCGUCCUCCUCGACAGGACCACCUGGGUGGUUCGCCUACUGAACCCGCUCACCCGCCAGGCAGUUGAUCUCCCACCUGCCACCGCUCUGAUGUCCAAGAGUGAUCUGAAGGAAGCGUCUUGCAGAAGGGAUUUGUUGCAGGUGUCGGGCGCUGGCCUUGCUGACGACUACAUCUUCGCGGUCCAUUUCAGAUGGAUCAAAACCCUUGCUGUCGUAAGGCCGGGGGAUGUGAAUUGGACAGUGGUUGCUCGUGGCAGAUGGUUGUUGCCAGCCCUGUCUUUUGCUGGCCGCUUCUACUGUGCCACCACCGAGGCUGUUAUGGUGGUGGAGACUAAUGCAGACCAGCCACCACGGCUGGUCAUCGCUGCAAACUUGACUAGGCCGUUUGCCACGAUAAUGAUGGACACUGUGCAUAUUGUGGACAAUGGCGGGGAGCUGAUACUUGUGGACCGGCAAUGCAAUGGCAAUGACAAUAGAAAAUACAAGGUGUACCGUGUAGACUUUGAAUCAAAGAAGAUGGUGCCCAUCCAUGGGCUUGGUGGACGUGCAGUAUUUAUCGGCAUUGAACGUGCCCUUUCAGUCUCACCUUUGGUGUUCCCAUCUAUCAGUGAAGAUGCAAUCUACUUGGGAUUUGAUGGGCAGACGACGGGCAAGCUGGACAAUAGCCCAAUUCAUCUCCUAUAUGGCAUUGCAGAGCCUCGUCAAUUUGAAGAUAACAUUGACGACAGCACACUUUAUGAACCCUUGGGUGUCGAUAGCUAUCUGUCUUGGUGUGUCACAGGUUAUCGGGACACCUUAAGGGACAUUGUCUGAUCUACGCACAUGCUGCAUCAACUAUUUGUAGCUAUACAAAUAUUCAUCAUGCUCAAUCUCCCUACUCCUUGUUUAGUACUGCCUCCGUUCCAUAAUAUAGUGCAUAUAGAUUUUUUGAGAAGUUAAACAUCACAAACUUUGGCCAAGUUUGUGGGGGAAAAAUAUUUACAUCUAGAAUAUCAAACAUGUAUCAUUAGAUCCAUCGUAAGAUGUAGUUCCAUAUUUUAUCUAUUUGGUAUUGUAGAUAUAAAUAGUUUUCUCUACAAACUUGGUCAGAGUUUGUGAAGUUUGACUUUUCAAAAAAUCUAUACGCACUACAUUAUGAAACGGGGGGAGUAUUUGUAAAAGAUUUGUAGUGUUUGUUUCAACUUGAUUGCUCACAGAAUCAGAUUCUGAGAAACUGCCCGUGGACUCAACUAUGUGUAGAAUCAGCUGUCUCUUUUUAUUUCAGUUGUUGCAGUCCGA
This is a messenger RNA of Triticum aestivum (bread wheat), 1939 nucleotides long. RefSeq lists its product as uncharacterized. The record is from RefSeq and is a predicted model, not a curated record. Bases 176 to 1474 code for a protein of 432 amino acids. The transcript is spliced from 3 exons. NCBI's taxonomy places the organism in Eukaryota, Viridiplantae, Streptophyta, Magnoliopsida, Poales, Poaceae.